CAGGAGUCGAUCUUCCUGCUUUAAAAGUUUACUGUCAGUCUGGGUGUCUCCCACUGCCCAAUGCCUUUGAACAUCCUAACUGAAGACCAGCCAGAGCACCGACCAGACAUCCACUGAUACAGUCAUUAUGUUUAAUUAUUAAUGGCAAGGUGUGUUUCUCUUUAUCAUAGUGAUUUGUCAUUGAUAUUAUAAUAUUUUAGCUCUCAGAGUCCUGUUUGCAUCAGUUGGAGGACAUUACCUUGUGGAACACAGCCAAAACCAAAAGAGAAGAUCAUCUCUUGAUACAACUGAGGAGGAUCAUAUUGGACAGUUGAUUGUCUCAGUCGCAACACUUAUGGAAUUUCCAGUGACUUGUGCCUUGGUCUUCCUGCUGGUUUUUGGUGGAGCCUGCUGUGCGGCCAGCCGCCAGGAAGCCUCUAACGCAGACACCUCCAAGGGUGAUGCAGGUCAGAAAAGGUCGUCUCAAGCAUCAGAGAAUAAGCCAAGCCGCUGUUCCUACACUUUCAUUGUACCUCAGCAGAAGUUAACGGGGGCGAUUUGCGUGAGCACCGAGACGGCUCGUGUCAACCGCUCUGAGAUGGCAUCCCUGCGCGCGCUGCUGGACCGGCAGCAGGAACAGCUGGACACAAUGCGUGGGCAGCUGGAGAAGGAGAGCGCACUGGCCAGUGAGAUGAGAGUUCUGCGCAAGGAGAGCGUCAACAUGAAUGCCCGCAUCACCCAACUCUACGCCCAACUGCUGAAGGAGAUCCUCCAGAAGAAGGAUCAGGCUUUGGAGCAACGGAGGCUCGAGAGUUUGGUGCUUAAUGCAACAGCCCAGGUGCUUCAGGUGUCCAGCAGUUACAGAGAUUUGGAAAGGAAGUAUGACGCACUCACUUCUCUAGUGAGCAACCAGAGCCAAGUAAUCACACAUCUGGAGAAUCAGUGCCAGCUCAAGAACCCCCCUAAAGCACUGCAGGAAACCACAUCACUUCCGGUUCAACAGUCAAGUGGGUUGGUGAAUGUGAACACAGAGCCUAAAGAAGUUGCCAGCAAUGUCCAAAGAGACCAAAGUGCCCCUGUGCACCAGGAGCAGAUUCCUGUAGAACUGCUAGAGACCUUAGCUGACCUGCCCAGUCUGCCAACAGACACACCUUUCAUCAGUUACCACGUGACUAAAUCUCCAGGGCCUUGGAAUGACUGUAAUCAUGUGCUGGAGUCAGGAGAGAUGACCAGCGGCAUCUACCUGCUACGACCGCGCAAUACUAACCGUCUUGUGCAGGCCUGGUGUGACCAGAGCAGAGCUCAGGGUGGCUGGACCGUUAUCCAGAGGAGACAGGAUGGCUCUGUCAACUUCUUCAGAACCUGGGAUCAAUACAAGCAAGGCUUUGGGAAUCUGGAUGGAGAAUACUGGCUGGGUUUGGAGCACCUGUACUGGCUCACCUCUCAGGCCACCUACAAGCUGCGGGUAGCCAUGGAAGACUGGCAAGGACGACAGGUGUUUGCGGAGUAUGACAGUUUUCAGGUGGAACCAGAGAGUGAUUGGUAUCGUCUACGGUUAGGCAGUUAUCAAGGCAAUGCAGGAGACUCUCUCUCAUGGCACAACAAUAAAGCAUUCACCACUCUGGACCGCGAUAAGGAUGCUUACACAGGUAACUGUGCUCAUUACCAGAAGGGUGGCUGGUGGUACCACAUGUGUGCCCACUCCAACCUGAAUGGGGUAUGGUAUAGAGGAGGUCAUUACAGAAGCCGAUUCCAGGAUGGUGUUUACUGGGCAGAAUUCCACGGAGGCUCGUACUCCUUAAAGAAAGUGGCAAUGAUGAUCAAACCUGCUUAACAUGAACAGAAACAGAUCACCCAGAGAGUUGGGAGUACUUAGAUUGAGUGCCACUUUUUGCCACCUUUUCUACACAAAGAUGUGACAAUGAGCACUAAAUGUUUUUGUGGAGCUUCAGGUUAUUUUCUUAAAGAUCUCCCUGUUGAAAAAAAAAACAGCAUAUGCUGGUUAGGUAUGUUUUGAAGCAUCAUAGCUGUUUUGAGUUAGUUUAAGAUGGUCCAUAGUUGGUUUUGAGCUAGUUCAAGCUAGUUGCUCAGGACCAAUUUAAACCAGUUCAUGACCAACUAAGGACAGGCUUAAACCAUCUUAAUACCAACUAAGGACCAUCUUAAACCAGUUCAUGACUAACUAAGGACAGGCUUAAACCAUCUUAAUACCAACUAAGGACCAGCUUAAACCAGCCCAAACCAGUCAGAUAUCAGUCAAAUAUCCAGUUCCUGAAUGAAUCAGUGUGUUUUAACAAAUUGUUGCAGUGAAUAAUUCAAUGACUCACUUAUAGGGACAGUCAGUUAUCAAAUUCCUCAGUGAGUCAGUGUGUGUGAACAAAUCAUUUGAGUGAAUAAUUCAAUGACUCACUCGUAGGGACAGUUAGUUAUCUGGUUCCUGAGCAGUGUGUUUGAACAAAUUGUUUUGACCUUUGUUUUUCUGAGCAGGAGCUAGUUAUUCAGGACCAGCUUAAACCAGCUCAUGACCAACUAAGGACCAGCUUAAACCAGCUCAUGACCAUCUACGGACCAUCUUAAAACAGCUUAUGACCAACUAGGGGCCAUCUUAAACCAGCUCAAACCAGCAACAAUGCUUUAAAACAUACCUAACAGCAUAUACUGUUUUUUCGACAAGGCUAGUCUUGAAGUUUUAUUAAUAUUGUUUAAAUAAAUACAUGAUUUGAAUAUUUUUAUUCAUAUGCAUUUUAAUGCAUUACUAUAUUUUGGAAUAUUUACAUCAGUUUUUUUUAAAUGGUCAAAUAUUAAAAGUGUGUUAUUUUGGAAAAUUGCAUAUAUAAUGUACAUAUUUUCAGUCACUACCAGAGUGUUGUCCAAAUUAUAAUUUUUUACUUUAUU
Molecule: messenger RNA, 2874 nt
Organism: Labeo rohita (rohu)
Lineage: Eukaryota; Metazoa; Chordata; Actinopteri; Cypriniformes; Cyprinidae
Gene: angptl6
Product: angiopoietin-like 6
Exons: 7
Coding region: 335-1813 (492 amino acids)
Source: RefSeq, a predicted model, not a curated record